Messenger RNA from Culex pipiens pallens (northern house mosquito), 833 nucleotides. RefSeq lists its product as uncharacterized. The record is from RefSeq and is a predicted model, not a curated record. The coding region runs from base 62 to 631 and encodes 189 amino acids. The transcript has 3 exons. Lineage: Eukaryota; Metazoa; Arthropoda; Insecta; Diptera; Culicidae.
UUCCAGGUGCAAAACUGCGCUGCCGACUGUAUAAUCUAGUACUGCAGACGUUAAAAACAAAAUGUUCCAUUUUAAUUUCACUAGAGUAAUAAAACGCAGUACUAGAAUUUUAACCAAAUCAACCGCCAUGAUCCGGGUCAUCAGUGACGAGCGCCUACUCUCGAAACAGUUGGCGGAUCCACUCGAGUACGAGCAGUCGCUACGGCGGCCGCCGCAUUUCGAGCCAGUGACCAUCGGCGGCAUCACGUUCCCCAUUGCCGACGAAGCGACGGUCGAAAAGCUAGAGGCCGUCGUUCGCAGCGAUUGGAGCGCACGGCAGGCGUACGUGGAGCUGCUGCGGUCGCAAAUGCCCCGCCGAACCGAUGCCCAUCGAAUUUACGACAUUGUCUCGAACAGGAUCUUCUCGUACAAAGCGCUGCAGAAUUACUACCUAACGGCGGAUCGACAGCCGUACUUUAAGCAGGAGAACCGCAAAGCAAUGGUCAAUUACGAGAUAUUUCAAGGGUGCAUGCUUGAGGCGUGGGCUGACAUGGGCGUUGACAGUGCAGGACUCAAGAACGCUCUGCGAGCCGUUGUGAUGGUCAUCAGCAGAAAGCUAAGAAAAUCGAUUGGAACCAAUCGGCGGUUCUAGAAUCCGGGCUCGUCGAAAAAAUGUGUGGCGAGUCAUCCAGAGGCUGUGUGUGAAACUAUUCCCAAUGCUAGUGUUUAAAGACAAAAAGACUUUACAGGAGCAUCUCUUUUUAGUGCAGUUCAAAAAGUAGUACUAGAUUUUAAAUUGUUCUAUUUAUUUACCCAAAAAAUGUUGCUGUAAUAAAAUUCUGUUCAGAACAGUA